UGGCCAGCCGCUGCCGCAGCGGAGCCGAGCCGGGCGUGUUGGCAGGCGGCGAGACCUUAGCGGGCUGCUAGGAGAGCGCACGCGGCGGUGGACCUGCUGGGGCUGAUCGGGGGAGCCGGCGGGCGCCUCGGCCCGGAUCCUCCGCCUGGCAUGAAGCGCAGCUGCUGACCGGACGGAGCGAGCAGAAGCCAGACUGCGGGCGGCGGCGGCGGCGGCAGCGGGAGAUGGGCGGCGGCUGCUGCUGCGCCCCCGGCCGGGCUGUGCUCCUGCUGCUGGCGCUGGGGAUCCCCCGCUCCCGAGCCCAGAACCCCUCGGAGCCGCCCGCUCCCUGCGCCUCCCUGAGCGGCCCUGAGUUACCGCUGCGGCCGCUGGACGAGCUACCCGCCUGUGCCGCGCCGCCGGUCUUGUGGCUCUGCCCGGCUCCGCGUCCCGCCCGCGGCCUCUGGGCGCACCUGCUCGGGCCGCGGUGCGGCGACGGAGCGGCGUCGAGGUCGAGUGAGGAAGGGGAACUCCUCCUGCUAAGCCGCCUUCUCCUGGCCCCAGAGCCGGGCGGACGGUUCCGCAGGGGGCGAAGCCGGGCACUGUGCUUGGAGCCGGGCGCCCGCGUUCCCCUGCCGCCCGCGAGCUCGUGGGGAGGCUGCCAUCUGCGGUGCAGGGUGCAAGGUGGCGGCAGCCUGUCGCCCCACCCCCAGGGGGAACUGAUCCUGCCCCCGCGAGCCGUGUGCCUCCGGUCAGGGUACCCGCUGCGCCUGGGGCUCCUGUGCGGCCGCGGUGAGGAGAAGGGUGAGACCUUUGUCCGCUGGAGCCUGGGCCUUGGCUCCUCGCAGCACGAGAUGGAGAAGCUGUGGCGCUUGGAGGGUGGCCGCCAAGGCGCCGGGAGCAGCCGGGCGAAGCGCAACGUCAACGCCAGCCCGCAGUUCCAGAUGCCCACCUACCAGGUGUCAGUGCCAGAGAACAGGCCAGCGGGGACUCCCGUGAUCUUGUUGCGGGCCCUCGACCCUGACGAGGGUGAGUGGGGCCGCUUGGACUACUCCAUGGACGCGCUCUUUGACAGCCGUUCCAACAGUUUCUUUGUCAUCGACCCACAGACAGGGGCUGUGGCCACAGCUGAGGAGCUGGACAGAGAAACCAAAAGCACCCAUGUGUUUCGUGUGACGGCGGUGGACCAUGGCAUGCCGCGUCGCACCGCCCUGGCCACCCUUACCAUCACCGUCAGUGACACCAAUGACCACGAUCCCGUCUUUGAGCAGCAGGAGUACAAGGAGAGUAUGCGGGAGAACCUGGAGGUUGGCUAUGAGGUGCUGACGGUGAGAGCCACUGAUGGAGAUGCCAGCCCCAAUGCCAACAUCCUCUACCGCAUCCUGAAUGGGAAUGGGUCCAAUAGGAUCUUUGAGAUUGACGCAAAGUCUGGCGUCAUCCGCACCAAUGGCCUGGUGGACCGAGAAGCUGUUGAGGCUUACCAGCUGAUAGUGGAGGCCAAUGAUCAAGGCAAAGACCCAGGGCCACGCAGUACCACGGCCACAAUCCACAUCACAGUGGAGGAUGACAAUGACAACUCGCCUCAGUUCAGUGAGAAACGCUAUGUAGUGCAGGUACCUGAGAAUGUGGCCUCGAAUACCCACAUUCUACGGGUAAAUGCGACAGACCGGGACAAAGGCAGCAAUGCCCUCGUGCAUUAUAGCAUCAUGAGUGGCAAUACCCGGGGACAGUUUUACAUUGAUGCCCAGACAGGUAACAUUGAUGUAGUCAGCCAGCUUGACUAUGAGAUGAAUAAGGAAUACACUCUUCGCAUUAGAGCCCAGGAUGGAGGAAGGCCCCCUCUUUCCAACAUCAGUGGGCUGGUAACCAUCCAGGUGCUGGAUGUAAAUGACAAUGUCCCCAUCUUUGUCAGCACCCCUUUCCAGUCCACGGUGCUGGAGAAUGUCCCUGUGGGCUACUCUGUAAUCCACAUCCAAGCCAUUGAUGCAGAUUCUGGGGACAAUGCUCGACUAGAGUAUGCUCUAGUUGAUACUAGCUCUGAUUUCCCUUUUACUAUCAAUAACAACACAGGCUGGAUUGUGGUGGCCUCCGACUUGGAUCGUGAAGCUGUGGACUUUUACAACUUUGGUGUUGAGGCCCGAGACCAUGGUAGCCCUUCCAUGACCUCUUCAGCCAGUGUCAGCAUUACCAUUCUGGAUGUCAACGAUAACAAUCCUGAGUUUACUCAAAAGGAAUAUACCAUGCGCCUCAAUGAAGAUGCUGCUGUGGGUACCAGUGUCCUUACAGUCUCUGCCAUUGACCGGGAUGUCAACAGUGUUAUCACCUACCAGAUCACCAAUGGGAACACCCGCAAUCGCUUCUCAAUAACCAGCCAGAGUGGUGGUGGCCUCAUCACCCUGGCCCUACCCUUGGAUUACAAAUUAGAGCGCCAGUAUCUGCUUACUGUUACUGCAUCUGAUGGUACACGACUUGACACAGCCCAGGUCUUUGUUAACGUGACUGAUGCCAACACACACCGACCAGUAUUCCAAAGUUCUCAUUACACUGUUAACAUCAAUGAGGACAGGCCAGUGGGCACCACCGUAGUGAUUAUUAGUGCUACUGAUGAGGACACAGGAGAAAAUGCCCGUAUCACUUACUUCAUGGAAGAUAGUAUCCCUCAGUUCAAGAUUGAUAUGGACACUGGUGCUGUCACCACUCAGAUGGAACUGGACUAUGAGGAUCAGGUGUCCUACACAUUGGCAAUUACAGCCCGGGAUAAUGGUAUCCCACAGAAAUCGGACACCACCUACCUGGAGAUACUAGUCAAUGAUGUAAAUGACAAUGCACCUCAGUUCUUAAGGGAUAACUACCAAGGUUCUGUAUAUGAGGAUGUCCCAGCCUUCACUAGUGUCCUUCAGGUUUCUGCCACUGACAGAGACUCUGGGCUGAAUGGGAGGGUGUUCUAUACCUUUCAAGGUGGGGAUGAUGGGGAUGGAGACUUCAUAAUUGAAUCCACCUCAGGCAUUGUUAGGACUUUGCGUAGGCUGGACAGGGAGAAUGUCCCACUGUAUGAGCUUAGGGCAUAUGCAGUUGAUAAGGGCAUGCCAGCCAUGAGGACUCCUAUUGAUGUCUAUAUCACUGUUCUUGAUGUCAACGAUAACCCCCCUGUCUUUGAACAGGAUGAGUUUGAUAUCUUUGUUGAGGAGAACAGCCCCAUCGGCUUAGUGGUGGCCCGUAUCACUGCGAGUGACCCAGAUGAGGGCACCAAUGCUCAGAUCAUGUAUCAAAUUGUGGAAGGUAACAUUCCUGAGGUCUUUCAACUUGACAUCUUCUCAGGAGAGCUGACAGCAUUGAUGGAUUUGGAUUAUGAGGCCAAGUCUGAGUAUGUCAUUGUGGUCCAGGCUACUUCAGCUCCACUGGUUAGCCGGGCUACCGUGCAUGUCCGUCUUUUGGAUAAAAAUGACAACAUUCCAGUCUUAAAGAAUUUUGAGAUCCUCUUUAAUAACUACAUCACCAACAAAUCCAGCAGUUUCCCCACUGGUGUGAUUGGCAGAAUCCCAGCCUAUGACCCUGAUGUCUCCGAUACUCUUACCUAUAGUUUUGAGCAAGGCAAUGAACUGAAGCUGGUGCUCCUGAACCACAGUACUGGAGAGCUACAUCUGAGCAGGGCCUUGGAUAACAACAGGCCUUUGGAAGCAGUCAUGAGAGUAUCUGUGUCAGAUGGGAUCCACAGCGUGGCAGCCCAGUGCACCCUCCAAGUGACCAUCAUCACAGAUGAGAUGCUGACCAACAGCAUCACGCUGCGGCUGGAGAAUAUGUCCCAGGAACGCUUCCUUUCUCCUCUGCUGGCCCUCUUUCUGGAAGGGGUGGCAACUGUGCUAUCUGCUCCCCGCGACUAUGUGGUCCUUUUCAACAUCCAGAACGACACAGAUGUGCGGGCCACACAGAUCCUUAAUGUCAGCCUGUCGGUGUUGCUGCCAGGUGGGGCCCACGGGGGGCGCUAUAUCCCUUCUGAGGACCUGCAGGAGCGGCUGUACCUCAACCGCACGCUCCUGGCUGCCAUCUCGGAGCAGCGGGUUCUGCCCUUUGACGACAACAUUUGCCUACGGGAGCCCUGUGAGAAUUACAUGCGCUGUGUCUCGGUGUUGAAGUUUGACAGCUCAGCACCCUUCAUUGCCUCUGAUACCAUUCUUUUCCGUCCCAUCCACCCUGUCAAUGGUCUACGCUGCCGCUGCCCACUUGGCUUCACGGGUGACUAUUGUGAGACGGAGAUUGACCUCUGCUAUUCUAACCCCUGUGGCAGCAACGGGCACUGCCGAAGCCGUGAAGGAGGAUAUACUUGCGAGUGCCGAGAGGGCUACACUGGGGAGAACUGUGAAAUGAACUCCCGCCUGGGUCGUUGCACCCCAGGGGUCUGCAAGAAUGGCGGCACCUGUGUCAACCUUCUGGUGGGCGGGUUCAAGUGUGAUUGCCUGUCAGGAGACUAUGAGAAGCCCUACUGCCAGAUGAGUACCCGCAGCUUCCCAGCCCACUCCUUCCUCACCUUCAAGGGGCUGCGUCAGCGCUUCCAUUUCACCAUUGCCCUCACGUUUGCCACAAAGGAACGGGAUGGGCUGCUCCUCUACAAUGGGCGCUUCAAUGAGCGACAUGACUUCGUUGCCCUGGAGAUUGUGCAGGAGCAAGUUCAGCUGACUUUCUCAGCAGGAGAGUCAACAAGCACAAUAGCCCCAUUCAUCCCAGGGGGCGUGAGCGAUGGGCAGUGGCACACCGUCCACCUGCACUACUACAACAAGCCUAUCAUGGGGAUGUCUGGAAUUCCUCAGGGGCCCUCUGACCAGAAAGUAGCUGUAGUAACAGUGGACGACUGUGACACUUCAGUGGCCUUGAAGUUUGGCUUCAUGCUGGGAAACUAUUCUUGCUCAGCUCAAGGGACGCAGUCAGGCACCAAGAAGUCCCUGGAUCUGACAGGCCCACUGUUGUUAGGUGGUGUCCCUGACCUGCCUGAGAGCUUCCCUGUACGGAACCGGCACUUUGUAGGCUGUAUACGGGACUUCCUGAUUGAUAACCAAGAGGUGGACAUGGCUGACUUCAUUGCCAACAAUGGGACAGUGCCAGGCUGUUCAGCCAAGAAGAAUGUUUGUGACAGCAAUACUUGUCAUAAUGGCGGCACAUGUGUCAACCAGUGGAACACCUUCAGCUGUGAAUGUCCCCUGGGUUUCGGAGGCAAGGACUGCAAGCAAGAAAUGGCAAGUCCCCAGUGCUUCCUGGGCAGCAGCGUGGUAACCUGGAGCAACUUGGCAUUAGUGAUUACACUUCCAUGGUAUAUUGGGCUUAUGUUUCGUACCAGACAAAGCAAUGGCAUCCUCCUGCAUGCUGCAGCUGGGCAGCAUUCCACCAUCACCCUGUGGUUAAGCGAAGGGAAUGUGCUGAUGACUGUGUACCGUGCCAACAGCCAGGUCGCGGCACUGCAGCUGCACCAGGUGAAGGUGAAUGAUGGUGACUGGCAUCACUUGCAGUUGGAGCUGCACAGCAGCAGGGACAACCCAGAAGCCCGGUGCUUAGCCAUAAUGGCCUUUGACUAUGGCCUAUAUCAGGUGGCAGCCAACAUCAGCAGUGAGCUGCAUGGACUGAAAGUGCGGAACCUGAGCAUUGGUGGUGUGCCAGGGGGGCAGGGUGAGGUGCUGCAAGGCUUCCGUGGCUGCAUGCAGGGCGUAAGGAUGGGUGAGACAUCAGCCAGUGCUGUGGCUCUGAAUGUGAACCAGGCCGAGAAGGUGAAUGUGGAACAUGGCUGCAGUAUCCCGGACCCUUGUGAUUCCAACCCUUGCCCUAUCAAUAGUUACUGCAAUGACGACUGGGAUAGUUACUCUUGCAGUUGUGAUCCAGGUUAUUAUGGAGACAGUUGCGCCAAUGUCUGCUCCCUCAAUCCUUGUGAACAUCAAGCCGUGUGUACCCGCAAGCCCAGCUCAUCCCAUGGCUACACCUGUGAGUGUCCUGACAACUACUUUGGGCCAUACUGCGAGAACAAGCUUGCUCAGCCCUGCCCACGGGGGUGGUGGGGGCACCCUAUAUGUGGACCCUGCAAUUGUGAUGUUGGCAAAGGAUUUGACCCUGACUGCAACAAAACCAAUGGAGAGUGUCGCUGCAAGGAGAACCACUAUUUGCCGGUGGACAGUGCCAUGUGCUUGCUCUGUGAAUGCUACCCCACAGGCUCUCUCUCUCGCACUUGUGACUCUGAGACUGGGCAGUGCUCCUGCAAGCCAGGUGUGAUUGGGCGCCGCUGCGACCGCUGCGACAACCCCUUUGCAGAAGUCGCCCUCAAUGGCUGUGAAGUGAAUUAUGAUAGCUGCCCUCGUGCCAUUGAAGCAAACAUUUGGUGGCCACGCACCCGUUUUGGCUUGCCUGCUGCUGCACCUUGCCCCCGAGGAUCUGUCGGUACUGCUGUGCGGCAUUGUGAUGAACACAAGGGCUGGCUGACACCCAACCUCUUCAACUGCACCUCACUGACUUUUGCUGCUCUCAAGGGCUUUGCAGAGAGGUUGUGGCGGAAUGAGUCACUCUUGGACACUGAGCAGUCUCAACGGGUGGCGCUCCAGCUUCGCAACGCUACGCAGAACACAGCCAGCUUCUUUGGCAGUGACAUCAAGGUGGCUUAUCAACUCUCAGCCCAGCUCCUGAAACAUGAAAGCAUCCAAGAAGGCUUUGGCUUGGCAGCUACACAGGAUGUGCACUUCACAGAGAACCUACUCAAGGUGGGCAGCGCUCUGCUGGAUACUGGCAACAAACGCCACUGGGAGCUGAUUCAGCAGACAGAGGGUGGCACAGCACAGCUGCUCAAGAAUUUUGAAGAUUAUGCCAGCACUCUGGCCCAGAAUAUGCGCAAGACGUACCUGAACCCUUUCACCAUCAUCACACCCAAUAUUGUUAUUUCUGUGGUGAGGCUGGAGAAAAUGAAUUUCGCUGGUGCAAAGCUGCCUCACUAUGAGGCACUGCGGGGCGAGAAACCUGCAGACCUGGAGACUACUGUCAUCUUGCCUGAAAGUGUCUUCAAAGCUCCAGAAAGCAAACAACCUUCUAUGGCCAAUGCCAAGCAUCUCCCUGGCAGUGGCGAGGAAGAAGAAUCUGCCCUGAUGACAAGACAGAAGAGGCAUCCAGAUCUGAAUGAGGGCCAGGCCAUUGCCAGUGUGAUCAUCUACCGCACGCUGGCAGGUCUGCUUCCUGAGCAGUAUGACACAGAUAAGCGGAGCCUGAGAGUCCCCAAGCGCCCCAUCAUCAACACCCCAGUGGUGAGCAUCAAUAUCCAUGACAAUGAUGCCCUCAUGCAACGGGCCCUUGAGAAGCCCAUCACAGUGCAGUUCCGGCUGCUGGAAACUGAGGAGCGGACCAAGCCUAUCUGUGUCUUCUGGAACCACUCCAUCUUGGUCAGUGGAACUGGUGGCUGGUCAGCCAAAGGCUGUGAGGUUGUCUUCAGGAAUGAGACACACGUGAGCUGCCAGUGUAGCCACAUGACCAGCUUUGCUGUGCUGAUGGACAUUUCACGAAGAGAGAAUGGUGAGAUCCUGCCCCUGAAGACCAUUACAUAUGUCUCCGUUGCCGUGACGCUGGGCAGCCUUCUGCUCACUUUCCUCUUCCUGGCUGGCCUGCGGGCCCUGCGAUCCAACCAGCAAAGCAUCCGCAAGAACCUCGUGGUGGCACUGUUUCUCUCCGAGCUCAUCUUCCUACUGGGCAUCAACCAGGCUGACUUGCCAUUUGCCUGCACUGUGAUUGCCAUCUUGUUGCACUUCUUGUACAUGUGCACCUUUGCCUGGGCACUCCUGGAAGCGCUGCACAUCUACCGCAUGCUGAGUGAGGUGCGCGAUAUCAACUACGGCCCCAUGCGCUUCUACUACAUGGUUGGAUGGGGCGUGCCAGCAUUCAUCACAGGACUUGCUGUGGGCCUGGACCCUGAAGGUUAUGGGAACCCAGAUUUCUGCUGGCUGUCCAUCUAUGACACACUGAUUUGGAGCUUUGCUGGACCCAUUGUUUUUGCUGUUGCAAUGAGUGUUUUCCUCUAUGUCCUGGCCACCAAGGCCACUUGUGCUGCUCAGCAACAGGGUUUUGAGAAGAAGGGGACAGUCUCCGGCCUACGCUCAGGCUUUGUCUCCCUUCUGCUGAUCAGUGUCACCUGGUUGCUAGCUCUGCUGUCUGUCAACAGCGAUGCCAUCCUCUUCCACUACCUCUUUGCUGGCUUCAACUGCCUCCAGGGACCCGUAAUCUUCCUCCUCUGUGUCAUCUUAUGCAAAGAAGUGAGGAAGGCUCUCAAAUCUAGUUGUGGCAAGAAGCACAGCCCAGACCCCACAUUCACCACCAAAUCUACUCUGACAGCGGCUUAUAACUGCAAUAACACAUAUGUGGAUGGGCAGCUGUACCACACGCCCUUCGGAGACUCCACUGGUUCCUUGCAUAGCACCGUCCGCUCAGGCAAGAGUCAGCACAGCUACAUCCCUUUUGUGCUCAGGGAGGAAUCUGGCUUGAACAACAGCCAGGUGCACAUUGGGGCCCCGGAUCCCAGCUCGCUCUUCUUGGAAGCCAAGGAUCAAAACAAUGAGCGUGACACUGACUCGGACAGCGACCUCUCCCUGGAGGAUGACCAGAGUGGCUCAUAUGCUUCCACCCACUCCUCUGACAGUGAGGAGGAUGAAGAAUUUCCCAGGGAGCCUUGCUGGGAGAACUUGCUGUGCCCUAACAAUGAGAAACUGCCAGCUCACAGCACUCCAAAGGUGGACAACAUCUCUGGCCCUGGAAAACCUUAUUGGCCAGGUGACUUUGUGACUACUGCUAGCGAGAGUGAUGGGCAUGCUGGCUCAGAGAAGCUGCGUGUGGAGCCAGUGGGAAAGAAUGACCGUCUGGGGCCCACAGAAGAGAUGCCCAGAGAAAAUGGAGAAACACAGCCCAGGGAAGGCAUCUUGGGCUCACUGCCUCACCCCACUGCCCAGCCCCAGAAAGGCAUCCUCAAGAAGAAGUGCUUGCCGCCCAUCAGUGAGAAGAACAGCAUCCAGCGCAUCCACAACAAGCUCUCCAGCUGCCGCUCAGGGAUGGUGUCAUCACAUGGCUCUUUGGGGAGUGAUGGUAGCCGUGGGGGAGGUCCCCCACGACCCCGCCAGACUCUACAGGAGCAGCUCAAUGACCUUACGCCCAUCACCAUGAGCAUAAAGACUGGCACAGUGGAUGAGGACUCUUCGGGCUCCGAGAGUGAUGAAACCUCAAUCUGACGCCGACGCCUGCACCAGGCUCUUUCUCUUGUGCUUUGGCCAGUCCGGGAGCCAGGAUUGCUCCCCAAACCGCAGCGAGGAAUGUUGCCUCCUUCAGCCCAGCCCGGCCCAGGAGGAUGCCGGAUCCACCGUAUGUAGUGCCAAAUGAAAACUGAGCUGCCUCCCUGGCACCUGGGGAAAUGGCAGGUCCUGGGAGGCGGACCUACUUGAACCGAUGCACUUUGGAUCAUUGUGAAACAGACAGAAACAGAAACACAAACUUGACCACCUCCAAGUCUUCAGGGAUUUUCAUGCUUUGUUGCCCAGUCUGGAACUGCUGCGUGUCUGGAAUAUUUUUUUUCCUCUUUCUUAUCUAUCAAGAUUGGGCUGGGGGAACCUCAGCAGUAACCACAUGCCCGGGCUUCUGGAAAUGCAUUACUGUGAAGAUGUUUGCAUAUUUGACAAUGGGGCUGAGCUAGGGGUUUGUGCACUUGAAGAUGGCUGCCACUAGUAGGCACUGAGAACCGUAGGUUUUAGCUUGAGGCAAAUCCGGAGUGGAGUGCAGGAUACUGCUCUGGCAUUGUUCUAGAAUGGCAGAACUGCAACUUUGAAUGAAGCCUGCGGGUGUGACAGUCUGGGCUGUGUGAGGGACCUGCAUGAGACCUAUGCUAAGUGCUGCUUAGGGAUAGCAGGCCAACUUUGCCUUGAAGCUGACUCCCUGGGGGGCCCUCAGACCCCAUCUGUACAUGCCGCCCUCUGCAGUGGUGUGUGUCAUAAUCAUGCUUUUCUAUGAUCCAGUCGCAUGGGCUUACACACACCUCGCAAGGUGCAAAUGAGGCAUGUUAAAACAGUGUAGGUAAGCCUUCAGCUAUUUGGCAUAUCAGCAAGUUGGGAGUCUGAAAUCUUGGCUUUGCCAUUCUGAGCAAGCAUGGAAUUGGGAAGGAAACUAUCAUCCAAAUAGCUUUCCCUGGACUCUGUAUACAUACACUACUGCUCCUCACAGGGUAGUGCCUAAUACCACCUCCGGUGUUCUGCCCAAGGAAAAUAAAAUAUUUUCCUUGAUUUUCUUGUUUUAACGCAGCAGCAGGGUUGUGACAGAAACCCAGAGCCAUUGGCACAGGAUAUAAAUCACCAUCAUGUUGUCUACAUCCAUGGACUGGACACAUUGCUGGAUCAGCUGUGGAUCUAGUCCCUUCUCUGGUAAGAAGUUGCUUCCUCUAGUCUCCAUGAAACCAGGGGCUUAGGACCUACGAUAGGCCACUGGUGACAUAAAUGGGAAUACUCCUUCUUGGACCAGAAUAAUGACUUUUUAACCGCUUUUGGUUGUGACAGCCACUUCUCUUCAAGCUCAGCCUGCCAAUCCAGUGACUUGGCCCCAAUGGGAUGCUCCAAGAGGCAGUCUACAAGGUGCUGAGCACCGUGGGCGUGGCCUGCUGAGCCAUCAGUCCAUGCUGCAAUUAUUUUCGUAGAAAAUGACAAAAAGUAAAAAGUUCCACCUCCCCGCUCCUCUCAGCCAGACAGCACCUGAUCCAUGUGCUGCUGGGCUAGAGCUGAGAUGCUGCCUUGAUGUCUCCCAAUAGCACCUGGCUCUCGUGCCAACAAGGUGCUGCCUUUCUGCCUCAGAAGCCUUCAUUUUUCUACACUCAGUCAAGCCUGAUGCCUGCUCAUAAUAGGGAUUUUCAUGCUGGGUCCUUUUGGAAAGUACUUUUUUAUAAUGUUUCUUGGGAAAGAGAUUUUUUUUCUGACACAGGAGUGGGGA
Messenger RNA from Rhineura floridana, 10947 nucleotides. It is a transcript of the gene CELSR2, whose product is annotated as cadherin EGF LAG seven-pass G-type receptor 2. Gene Ontology annotation, biological process: homophilic cell-cell adhesion; G protein-coupled receptor signaling pathway; cell surface receptor signaling pathway. Gene Ontology annotation, molecular function: calcium ion binding; G protein-coupled receptor activity. Gene Ontology annotation, cellular component: plasma membrane. The record is from RefSeq and is a predicted model, not a curated record. NCBI's taxonomy places the organism in Eukaryota, Metazoa, Chordata, Lepidosauria, Squamata, Rhineuridae. The transcript is spliced from 35 exons. The coding region runs from base 225 to 9209 and encodes 2994 amino acids.